AUGUGUAUAAGAGACAGAUUAUAUAGCUAUGACAAAUAUAACUGGAAAACUUUUAAUGAUAACGCUGGUAAAAGACAGAGCUUCUUGCUUUCUGGGCCUGAUAUUCAGAUGUUUCAUACUUCGUUUGAUGCCAGAUUUAUUCAGUUCAAUUUGAUUUCCACAUCUAAAAGGACAAAGGAUUUUGAAUUUGUACUCUAUGGCUGCAAAGAAUCAGGUGAUAUUUAUUUGACAUCGUCCGAUGCUACAGAUGUACAAAUCAACAUAGAGUACUUCAAUCUGCUCAACAGCGUUCUCGUGUCGGCAAAUGCGUCUUUUGUUGAGGAAAUUUCAGAUUUUGAAAUAGAGCCUCAACAGUAUAUUGGAUAUGGAUACGAUGGAGUCAUACAAGGCACUCUUUCAUCUGGUUCUCAUCUAAAAUUUGAAGUGAAGAUGGACAGAGUAAAUUUAACUUCCUAUCUAAAUGAAGAUUACCUCCUUACACAGACGCUUGCUAUUACGUUUACACCAAACUGGACAUCAUUGGAAGAACUUAAGAACUUUUCUGUAAUAGUUACUAUUGAUAAUGUCAUCAGCUAUCCUGUAUCCUUAUCAACAUUGUUUAUCGUUCAGUACGAGGUUACUGGCCUAAAUGUGUCUGUUGCAGAUCCAUUUGUUGAAACCAAUAAAAAGGUUCAUAUAUCUUAUGACAUGAUUGUGGGAUCGCAUCUGAACUGUUCUCUAGAUGUCGGUGACGACGACUCCGUAAUUUACAAUGGCUACACGUUUAUGAGUAGAAAAACUGGGAAUGCUUCGAAUCAUAUUCACACCUACAAGUCUGCAGGAGUGUAUAUUAUAAACGUUAGCUGUUAUAAUCAAAUAAGCUAUGCAUCUAAUAGCACUAUUGUUACUAUCCAAAAUUCAGUAGGGACAACAAGACUUAAGAGCUAUACAGAGGUUGUCCGGAUCACUUCGUUGGACAAUGGUAUUUUCAAUAUAUCGUAUCACUUUAAAAAACAUGGAAAACUCCCAACCGACGCAACUGCUAGUUAUGAUUUUAUUGAUUCAAACAAUGAAUAUACUAUGGCACAAGAACUGGAUUUUGUACCAAUUUCGAAUGGGGUGCUCCACUCUAUAGACGUCCACCACUGGGGCUCCUAUUCAGUUAAUAUCAACAUUUACAACAUGAUAAGCUCUGUCAAGCUUAGAAAAACCUUUGAAGCAGAAAACAUCAUUGAAAACCUAGAAAUAUCAAGUGUUGAUUAUGCCAGAGUAAAUGAACGCAUUGCCUUCAAUAUAUCUGUCUCUGCAGGGUCACGUAUAACUUAUAUGAUUAAUUUCAUGGAUGGCAGCACAGAAGUCACUCCUCUGGGUGGUCAUAAUACUAUGUUUUUCCACCAAUUUAUUUCUGACGGUUUAUAUAAAGUAACUGUUAAUGCAAGUAAUCUCCUUGAAGGCCAGGUUACGAGAGUCCACGAAAUUAUGAUUCAAUUUCCAGUUGACGGAUUCGAAGUUAAAACACCUCCUUAUAUCAAGCUAGACGUUGAUACCCUGCGCGCAGAUAUUCCAAUAGUGUUAGAGCAGUCAGUUGGUUUCAACUUUCCCACUGGCGCUCAAUAUUCGCUUGAAGUGAAUAGCGUCCCGUUUCUGUCAGGUAAGCUCUACGACCUCAAUACAACGAUUGUAUUAGUAGCGUCGUUCAACAUUACACUCUAUCAAGUUGGUUUGUAUCAUUUACAAUUUCACAUUUGGAAUCUUGUCUCCUACGAAAUUUACGAAACAAGCUUUGAAGUAUUGGAGAUGAUAAGCGGUAUGAAAACUGUGUUGACUAUGAACAACGUUAAUGUAUUUCGGUCGUCGGAGGACUCCGAGAUACCGAAAGAUGAUGGAAAAUUGUAUCUUCCUCGAGACCAUGCUCUAGUAAUGAGUAGUAAGAUAAACACAGGUUGUAACGUAACAUACACAUGGACGUGUGAACCAGACAGACAAUCGAAUGCGUCAACUACCCAACGUAAUUAUAUAUGGUUUGCAACUCCGGAUACAUAUACCGUAACACUCAAUGUUUCUAACCCUGUUAGUUACGUCAUGUUCACAACAGAUGUGGUUGUUCAAGAAACAGUAAUUGAAACAAAUCUGAUAGGGUUUGGUCCAAGUUUAAGGAACACAACAACAGAGUUUAAAUUAGACCUCGGCAAAGUGGGUACUGAUGCAUGUUAUCAUAUUGACUUUAUAGACAAUACCUCAGAAGUUGGUUAUAUACAAUAUUUGGGAUUUUGCAAAGCUUGCAAUAAUCGUUAUGGUGAUUUAUCUGAUGAAUGCACAGAACUGAAUUCUCAGUCACUUUGGCAAACGAAACAUAGUGGUGAAUCUGUAAAAAUAACUAUUGAAAACAAAUUCAUGACCCAUGGUGUAUACCUGAUAGAGCUAAUAGCGUUUAAUCAGGCUUCUUACCUUAAGAAAACGCUCUCUCAAGUUAUUACAAAAUUACCAUGUUUUUUUCCAAAUGUUAGUGUAGCCGAAUUAAAUGCAUGUACUGACAAUUUUAUGUGCGAUACAUCUACACAAACCAGACAAUAUUACGCAUCAGUUAAUAUUUUCAUCCUAGCGGAGGUACAACUAGAUUGUAAAUCUACACAACUUGCAGAAUUUGUGUGGAAAAUAUACCAAAUUGGUAAUAACAAAAGGGAAAUUAUACCUUCUGACGUUCAAACCACAGGAAAUGGUUUAAGUAACUUAGUGAUACCAGCAAAAACACUCUUCUACGGAACAUAUAUGUUUUCAUUGACAGUCUCUAUGGUUGGGGAAGAAGGAUUAAUUACCACAGAUUCCACAAAUCUUGGUAUACUCCCGACACCACUACAUGUUGGUAUCGAUUACGGAACAUUCCGAACUAUUUCCUGGAAUCGUAUCAUAACCCUAGAUGCAAGUGAUUUAACAUAUGACCCGGAUCUAGAUAUUUCUAACAAAAGCGGUAUGAACUUUACAUGGCAGUGUCGCCGAAAAAAGUACAAGGUGUCAAAUGGUACAGUUGAAGACGUUACCACAUUUCAAUUUUGGAAUGAUAAGUUCACAGAAUUAAUUACUGAUUCGAAGAGCAAUAUUCUAUUUAACCCUUAUAAAGAAUCUACAGACAUCGGAGGCUGUUUGGGAAGAUAUGGAGAGGCCAAUGGCCAUGUUCCUGGUGGUGUGUUAAAUGUAACUGGGCCAGUUGUAGUCAUAAAUACAUUUGGAAUGUAUUGGAAUAUGGAAUAUGAGAUUCGGCUGACUGUCUGGAAGAACAAUCGUAAUGGAACAUUCAAACAGAUACCUGUCUCUUAUACACAUCUAGAUGUUUGCAAACUUAAUUGUAAAAUUAAGAAAAAUCCAACAAAUCGGUUGUCUAUAGAGGCUAAACACAAUGAGAACCGUGGUACUAUUUUGUAUUACAGGUGGCGCCUGUUUAUGUAUGUAAACAAUUUUUAUCACGAAAUAGACGAGAGUAGAGUGAUAUCAUAUGCGAGUACGGGGAUAGAUGUUGCAAAUCUUUCACUUGAACCUGGAUUCUUCAUUGAGAACACUAUUUAUAGAAUCGAACUUAAGGUGUCAAGGAAUUCAAAUUUUGAAAACUCAGGUGUCAGCAAGUUGGAUUUUGAGACAAAUGAUAAACCAGUGGAAGGCAACUGUGAGGUGGAACCGACGAGUGGUAUUGAAUCCGCAACUGAAUUUAUAAUAAGUUGUGAAAACUAUAAAGACGAUGACAUUCCACUCCUUUACCAAUUCUCUGUGAGGUCAAACGAUGAGGCUAACUGGGCUUUAAUCUAUUCCGGUUAUACGUCAACAUCAAGUGCCGCUCAAUUUCCUGCAGGAUCCGUUGCAAGUAACUACAGUGUUGCAAUUCUAGUCCGAGUAGCCGACAGCCUCGGUUCUUUCGUUGAAAAUGACUCACUUUCUGUUCAGGUUUUACCGGCCCAUUGUACUUAUGAAGAAAUCUUUGAAAAAUACACAUUGGUAUUUGAGAAAGUUGCAUCAAUUGCCGGAGCUGGAGGAUUUGGUUCAGUAUGUAACAUAGCUAUUUCUAUAUCCGGAUACUUGAACCGCUGCACUCAAAUCGCACUUGAAAAAGGCAUUAGCAAUGGUACCAUAAAAGAACUGCAAAAAAAAACAAGAGAAGAACUCUUACGGGCAAUGUCAACUUUGAACCCAGCAAAAACACUGGGUUCUAUGAACCAGAUGUCUUCUGCGUUAGACUUACUAACUAUGCAGGUUGAAGAAAUUACACCAGUGGCUAUGCGCUUUGUCGAUUAUUUAGUUGGAACUUUCACUAAAACCAUAACCUUCGUUGAUGGUGCAUCUGCGGAAGAGAUAGAGGAAUCUGCAAAAUUAGCAUUCAACUCGCUCGGGCGUUUAAGGAACAACGAUGAUUCAGGGUCAAACGACACUGGGUCAAAGGUAAUUCAGUUCAUGACAGACAGUGUGACAACUCUAAUGGUGACUGGGCAAAGUGAUAUUAAGAUUGCAUCUCAGACGGUUGCAGUUACUAUUUCAAAAAUGUUUACAACAACUCUCAUGAACGGAACGGCGCCGUUUACAGAUCAAAGUAAUCAGCCGAUAAUGAUACUCCCGGAUAUUGUAGAUUUAUUUGGUGAUGGCAAUGAUACGUCUACAGAAUUGCAAGUUCAGGUCACUGCUAGAACCAACAAUCCGUACGGACUGGAGGACUCGAACGUUGCACUUGGGUCUAUGAUCUCACUUGACAUGAAAAAUGAUACUGGUCAAUCUGUAAUUCCAGCUAACCCAAAUGUGCCAUUUGAGUUUAUGAUCACACUAAAUACAGACGCUCUAGACUCAAACACUAGUAGUCGGUUCGACGAUAAGUACAGCUUUCAUGAGACUGAAAAUGGCUUGUUGUCUUGUCAAAAAGUUAGCGACGUGAAAAGACACUCGGCAGUUACUGUUGAGGUAAUGGCUUACAGCAAUGAGGACAUGUCACUCAACACGACGUACGAUUACAACUUUGAUAUCUUCCUCAAGAUCAACGAAAGUGCUUUCGAAGAUAACUACGAUCUAAGCUGUACGCUAAAACAAAGGUUAACUACACAUAAUAAUUCCAAUGUCACCGAUUAUCAAAACUAUCAAGAUAUUCCAUGGAAUUUGACAUUAACAUCGACGAGAGAAGGCCAGAACACGUGCCUUUUUUCAAAUACCGAACUUUCCCAGUUUAUAUACUCUGCUGCUGAUGUAUCUAUCUGCGUAAAAAGUGAUAUUGAAACUGGCAAUGGUUAUUAUAAGAAGCCUACACAAUUUCGGUUUGUAAUGGGAGUAUUUACAUCUGCCUGUUACUAUCGAAGUGGAGACAUCUGGCAGCAAAAAGGAUGCGAAGUUGGUAACAAAACCACAGAUAAGCAAACGCAGUGCUUCUGUCUACUGGUUUCGCCGGAUUCUUCAUCUGCGGAUGUGGGGACAAGAAGAAAACGGUCGACUGACGAUAGUGAAGCACUAGAAAGUGGUGUAGCAACAUUCAGUGGUGGUCUGGCAGUGCAUUUCAACUCCAUCGACUUGACUGUAGGCCUGAGUCAGCUAGCAGAAAAUCCUGUAGUGUUUGCCUUCCUAAUCAGCUGCCUUUGUUUCUACUUUGUGGUGAUAUUGUGGGCAAGAAAAGAAGAUAAGAGAGAUGCGUUAAAGGCCGGAGUAUGCCCAAUGAUAGACAAUGAUCCCUGCCACUACUAUAACUACGAGAUAACAUUCUUUACCGGGGUUCGGAUGGGCUCCGGCACAUCGGCAAACGUAUUUUUCAUCUUGAAUGGCGAGCAAGGUCAGACUGGGAUUCGAGCCGUCAAAGACAAAAAGCGUUCAAUCCUGCAGCGGAGUAGUAUCGACUCUUUUCUAAUGACUGUGCCCUCGUGCCUUGGCACUUUGGUUCACCUACGGAUCUGGCAUGAUAAUUCGGGGAAUGCUAAAUGGUUCCUUAGCCGAGUAACCGUCAAGGAUCUGCAGACAAACCGUAGUUACUACUUUAUGGUAGACAAGUGGUUUUGCUUGGAAGAAGACGACGAACAGAUUGAAAGAGUUAUCCCGACAGCCAGUCUUAGUGAGAUCACAAGCUUUGGACACCUGUUUCAUAGCAGAACCCGGCGUAACUUGAGUGAUGCCCAUAUAUGGUUAUCUGUCUAUCUGCGGCCCGCUAAAAGUACAUUCACAAGAUGCCAGCGAGCUACGUGUUGUCUAUCCCUGUUGUUCUGCACAAUGAUGGCUAAUAUUUUGCUUUACCAACCAAAUGAUGAAACUGGUGGAUCUAAAGAUGAUGCGAUUAAAAUUGGCUCUUUUGAAAUAUCUGUCAAGGAAAUCACAAUAGGGGUAAUUAGUAGCCUCAUGGUAUUCCCUAUCAAUCUGGGAAUUGUCCAGUUGUUCCGGCUAUCCCGUCCUCGCCAACGUAAUCAAUCGUGCUUCAAACAUAACAAACCAUCAAGUAAGUACUACAAGAAGAAACCAUCUCGCAUUGAGCCAAAAAUUCAACAUGUUUCACGAUUGCAUUUAACAAAGGAAAAGUCGAAUGACAUACCGGUAGAGGGUGCUGUGAUAUAUCAGCAAGAAAAAGUGGAAGUCACCAAGAUUGACAUGAACGAGCGUGAGAUGAGUAAGAGAAAGAGUAAAGUAAAGAAAGAAAAGCCACUUCCUUGGUGGUGUUUGUAUAUUGGGUGGUCGCUAUCUUUUCUAGCCAUCGGGAUUUCAAUGUGGUUGACAAUCGGUGUGGCAGCCAACUUCGGUGCACAGAAAGCAGAGCAGUGGUUGAAAUCUAUUUGUGUUUCACUCUGCCAAGACAUUCUGAUCUCACAGCCGAUAAAGGUGAUACUACUGGCAACUUUCUACUCACUGGUUAUCAAGAGCCCAGAUAAAGAGGAAGAUUGCCAAACACCGGAGUUAAAAGAGGACGAAGAGUGGUUACACCAAAACAUGUCAAAUAGAGGUACUGACGAAGAUGACGCUUUAAGAAGUGAACGCGAAGCCGCGUUGGCCAAUGCGGUUCCUCCUGAUUCUGAUGAAAUAGAGAAUUUGAAGAGAGAGAGACAAAAAGACCUUCAGAUGCACAAGAUACUGAAAGAAAUCACGACGUAUUUGGUGUUCCUAUUUAUACUGAUCAUUGUUACUUUUGGUAAUAUCAGUAGUGAUGGAAGUAGCAUGCAGAAAUCCAUGGUUGACGCGUAUAUUAAUGCUGAUUACCAUGGUAAAAAGCCAUUUUACAAGAUUUACUCUCGGGAGAGUUUUUGGGAAUACUUGGAUGAGGUUCUUGUUCCGAGUCUUUACUCGAGAGAAGGUUACAAUGGGACACCAAACCAGCUCUAUGAAAUCGAACGUCUUGUUGCUGAUAGAUCGUCGUCUUUACUUAGUACUGCUAGACUGCAACAAGUCAGGGUUCAAAAAGAUUACUGUCAAACAUCAAGCACAGUAGAGAGCCUUAAUAUUACAUGUAAGCCGCCAUACAGCUUUGGAUCCGAAGAAGAAAGAGACUUCAUGGAAGGCUGGAUUCUGUUGAACAAAACGGUGCAAAGUGACUUUGAUUACAAAGAUGCUUGGAAAUUCAAGGGUUGGUACGAACUAGAGAACCUGCUAAUGUGGGGGAUGUAUUCGUAUUACGGAGGAGGUGGAUAUGUUGCUAACCUAGGAAAAACUGAAUCAACUGCUCAACAAACUGCUAAAUACCUGAGACAAUCUACAUGGGUCGACCAAUACACACGGGCCGUUUUCUUAGAGUUUGCAGUCUACAACCCGCCUACAAAUUUAUUCGGCGUGUCAUACAUGCUUGUUGAAUUCCCGCCAACAGGAGGUGCAGUGACAUUCUAUUAUUUUCAAGUAGUACUCCUAGAUCAAUACCUUGGCGCUCUAGGACUGUUUGUCAUUAUAUGCGAGGUGGUGUUCAGCCUCUUCAUACUUCUUUUCCUAUCUAAGGAAGUGUCAGCAAUUAGGCGGGAAAGAAAAAAAUACUUUAAGAAACCAAGCAACUUAAUUGAGCUAUCCGUAUUAAUCUUAUCUAUACUGGCCUUGAUAUCGUACAUAAAUCGCUACAUUUUUGGCGUUCGCCUGAAAGCAUCAAGAGAAGAGGAUAUAAGUCAGUUUAUCAACUUUCAGAUAUUUGCCAGCUGGGAACAAAUGUAUUACUACAUACUUGGCUUUAUUCUGUUCAUUUCGACGGCAAAGUUCUUGAAAUUGCUUAGGUUCAACAGGCGCAUGCUAAUGCUAAGCAAUACAAUCGGUUCCUGUUGGUUGGAGCUUAUUAUGUUUUUGAUGGUAUUUAUGAUCGUCUUCGCUGCAUAUGCAUCUUGUGGGUACCUCUUGUUCAGUACAACAUUAAACGACUAUAGUAGCUUCAUAACAACGUUGGAAUCUCUCUUUGCAACACUUCUUGGUAAAUUUGAUUUCUUGGCCAUGCAAGAAGAAAAUCGUGUUCUCGGAGCUGUUUUCUUCUUUUCAUUCAUGAUGACUAUUGUGUUUGUUUUAAUGAAUCUGUUUUUGACGAUAAUCAAUGAGGCCUUUUCACGAACCAGAGAAGAUAACGAGAGGCUAAACAACGAGCUUGAGAUUGUCGACUUUAUGGUCUAUCGGUUUAAGCUCUGGACAGGUUUCAAAGAAAAACGCAUUAAAGUACCUCGGAAGAAGUAUAAUUACAUUGAAGGAGUUGAGCCCAUGCAAAGGGAAUGCGACACAAUGCAACAGAAGUUGAUAUUAAUGGUUGAUAAACUUAAUGAAUUCAUCCGACACGAGAAAUCAGAAGAACUGGGAAUUCCGAUGAAUAACACAAACCGCAUAAUUUUCACCACCUAAAAGCAUCUGUGUAGUUAAUAUAUAUAUUUUUCUGCAUUUCUGUUUUUAUUCAAUAAUAAUAAUAGUAAACAAGCAUUUUUAAAGUGCUCUCUACAGGAAAAUCUCAGAGCGCUAGCUAACUGUGCGUAGCUUGAUUCUCUGAAAAAGCUGGCAUUUCAAUUGUUUUUUGAAGGCAUCGAAAGAUUAAACCAAAGGCCAUGAUUUUGGUCAUUUAAAUUUCUACCCUCAGACGUUUAUCCCAAAAAAUAUCUCAAAAACUUACCAAUCAGAAUAGUUUGUCAUGGUCCAAUGAAGAAAUGAUUAAAUUUUCGUGACAAUUCGGAGUAGGGUAUGGAUAUGAGGACCAUUAAGUGGAAAGUCCCAGAACAGAUAUACCAAAAAAGUGAUAAACUGAUCUGACUCUGAAAGUUUAUUUCUCUUAUACUUAUUAACAGUGAUAUAAAAUAACAUUGUACUUCAACUGACCUGUUGUUUUGAUCAGCUUAGAAUUUAUUUUUAAGUGGAAAGUCCCAGAACAGAUAUACCAAAAAAAGUGAUAAACUGAUCUGACUCUGAAAGUUUAUUUCUCUUAUACUUAUUAACAGUGAUAUAAAAUAACAUUGUACUUCAACUGACCUGUUGUUUUGAUCAGCUUAGAAUUUAUUUUUAGGAAUAAUUGUACUUUACAAGGUACAAUAGAUUGUACCAAUUUGUAUUGUUUAGAUAUUGACGAGCUAAAUAUUUGCUUGUGUGUGACUUUGUACCAAGCCCUUUAGGCUAUUCUUACUAUAACAUUCGAUAUAUAGUUUGUUAAAUCAGGGAACAGUGUAAUUUAACCUGGUUAAAUUACUAGUUUUUUUCCACACACAUGAUCAUUAAUUGUAGACGGCUGGCGAACUUACAGCGACAGCAUUUGGUUUUUAAGUCCAUACUAUGUUUCUCUUGAGACUAGGGGUGGAUUUUUUUGGAAGGUAAAACAAAAAGAAAGAAAGAAUUAAAGAAAGAAAGAAAGAAAGAAAGAAAGAAAAAGAACAAAUUGAUCGCUCAAACAGCAUCAGGGCCAUGUCCCCGGAUCCCCUAGGGUAGUAUUAUGUCAAUCAGUUCCACUUUCGGUCCCCCUCUUGGACAUCUCUGGAUCCGCCUCUGGAGACGCAAGACAUUAUAAAUCAAAGGCUUUUAACUAUAUUAAUGUUUCUUCUGUUUUGAUAAUAUUGUGGACAUUUUUGCCAAAGGUUUCAGUAUUGACUAUUAGUUGUUUCACGUCAACUAAUUAAUUAAAUUUGUAUAUAUAUUUAUUGUUGUUGCUUGGUGAUAUACAUUAUAUUAGUCUCUCUUUUUUGGGAAAACAAGAACAAUAUAUUAUGCUUUUGUUGUAUUUUGUAAUCUGCUGUAUUUUUCCAAACAACUUUUAUUAUUAAAAUGUUUUUGUUUUUUAAUUACACACAUACUUAUAAAAUUAUCCUGCCUUCAAAGGCAAAAGGGCAAUUACUAUUACGAAUAAAAAGCGAUAAGAUAAUUUGAAAAAUUGGCCUAAUUAUAAAACGUUGCUCAAAAGAGUAGAGAGCUUUCGCUCUGACGUCAACAAUUUAGUUUUACGUUAAUAUAUAAUAUAUAGAUUCCAUUUUUUCAAUUUGUACCCAAUAUGAAACUAUUUUUGAUUGUGAUAAUUGUUAAUUAAAUUAAU
Anneissia japonica is the source of this 10435-nucleotide messenger RNA. Its product is annotated as polycystic kidney disease and receptor for egg jelly-related protein-like. Bases 1 to 8772 code for a protein of 2923 amino acids. The transcript has 30 exons. Gene Ontology annotation, cellular component: membrane. The record is from RefSeq and is a predicted model, not a curated record. NCBI's taxonomy places the organism in Eukaryota, Metazoa, Echinodermata, Crinoidea, Comatulida, Comatulidae. Gene Ontology annotation, molecular function: protein binding; calcium ion binding; calcium channel activity. Gene Ontology annotation, biological process: detection of mechanical stimulus.